CAGCUACCGCUCGGAUGUUGCGAUAUCGCUGGCAGCCAAAGAUUGCUGUGGUUGCAGAGAUUAGCUGGGUUGAAACCUCAAUCUAAUAAUUUUGGAUGUGAAAUUUUCCGGACGUACAUUUUUGGGUGUAGAUUUCUCAAACGCGGAAUAUAAAGGUUUUCCUGAGGACUGUGCGUUUAGUUUUGUAGAUGAAAGGCAGACACGAGCUAAGCGUUAGCUAAGAGAAAUCAUUGUUUUAUUGUAAAUCUGAACAAUUAAAUAGCUGUAUUUCCAGCUAUGUGGCACUGGACAACUGCUUCAUUUAACUGAUAAUGGAAACAUUCUGUCACAGAGUGUCGAUUCUCGAGUUAAACGACGGGAACAUCGCAGUCGAAGACAUCUUCAGAGGAUAACCUGGGUAACCUUACACGAAAUGUCAUAGCUUCUAAGUAGCUAGCACUUAGCUAGCUGGAUCUUAUCUGGAUGAGAUGGAAAUGGACCUAACGCUGACAUCGUUUAGUAGCCGUCCUUGAACAGCUGGAUGGAUAGCUAGAUAGGGAGACAGUUUCUCCGGAGAUGCUUUAGCCUUCUAGGUGGUGUAAUUCACUUACAUAACAGCUAGCUGCUCUACUGCACUGUGUUGGCAAAUGGGAGAAACGCCACGAAAAUCCGGACCGUAUCCACGUCAAUAAAAUAGACCGAGACACCAGAGCAUCUAAAGCCUCCCGUCCAAAAAUAUUGCGAAUCUCACUGUAAAAUAGCUGAUUGAUCCAUUCAUCUUGGAGUGACUGAAGCAAAAACAUUGUCCUUGUUAACUGACAAGCAUGAGGAAGUUUUUUGAUUCUCGUCGAGAAUUGGUGAGCUCUGGCCCUGGUUCUGGAGGAGGGGGGGGAAGCUCUGGGUCCAGCCUGGCAGGGAGCAACUUUAUUGGGCGAGGCUUCACCGUGGGGCGGCACCAGGUCACCGUGGAAGAGAUCAUUGCUGAAGGUGGUUUUGCAAUUGUAUUUCUUGUACGAACAAAUCAAGGGGUUCGAUGUGCCCUGAAGAGAAUGUAUGUCAACAAUGAGCAUGAUUUGCAGGUGUGCAAACGGGAAAUUCAAAUCAUGAAAGACCUAGUUGGCCACAAGAAUAUUGUUGGUUAUCUGGACUCUAGUAUCACUGCGAUGGGUUCAAGAGAUGUGUGGGAAGUCUUUAUAUUAAUGGAUUUCUGCAAAGGAGGUCAAGUGGUAAAUCUGAUGAAUCAAAGGCUGCAGACUGGCUUCUCUGAGUCUGAGGUUCUGCAGAUCUUUUGCGAUACUUGUGAAGCUGUUUCUUGCCUGCAUCAGCGCAAGACUCCGAUCAUCCACAGAGAUCUAAAGGUGGAAAACAUCCUCUUACAUGACAAGGGUCACUAUGUGUUAUGUGACUUUGGCAGCGCUACCAACAAGUUCCAGAGUCCACAAACUGAAGGAGUGGCUGCAGUUGAGGAAGAAAUUAAAAAGUAUACAACUUUAUCAUAUCGAGCUCCUGAAAUGGUGAAUUUGUACAAUAAUAAGAUUAUCACUACAAAAGCCGAUAUCUGGGCUCUGGGAUGUUUGCUCUACAAGCUGUGCUUCUUUACUCUGCCCUUUGGUGAAAGCCAGGUGGCCAUAUGUGAUGGCAGUUUCACCAUACCAGAUAACUCCCGCUACUCUUAUGACCUACAUUGCCUUAUUAGGUACAUGCUAGAACCGGAUCCAGACAAUAGACCAGAUAUCUAUCAGGUGUCACACUUUGCUUUUAAACUUGCCCAGAGGACAUGUCCUGUACAAAACUCAAAGAAUUCCCCGCUUCCCUCUAAACUUCCUGAGCCAGUCAAAGCAAGUGAAGCUGCUGCAGCAAAGAAGAGCCAGAAUAAGCCCAGACUUACCGAUCCCAUUCCUACCACUGAAACCUCCAUCACCCCACGACAAAGACCCAAAGCCAUUCAUACCCAACCGGGCACUGGCAUGCUACCUAUCCAGCCAGCUGCUCUGACACCUCGCAAGAGAGCCAACAUCCCUGGUGGAACAGCUCAGUCAGUGGGAGUGAGUUUAGACCUGUCUCAGCCGGCUGCAGCUCUACAGUCACAGAAGGCACAGACUUCCACUUUGAACAAUGCUGGUGUGGCCCCAGCUCAGCAGAAGCAGACAGUUCAGGCCACUUCAGCUUCAUCAGCAGAAACCUCUGCAGCACCAGAGAACGUCACUAAGACUGAGUCCCCUCCACAAGCUCAGGUUCAGGCUUCACCUCAGCAGCCCAACACAACUCCCUCCGUGAUCAGUGUGGCCUCUCAACAAGCCAGUCCUCCCAGCCCUGCGCCACCUCAACGCCCAGCACGGCGCAAGCAAGGCAGUGUGAGCUCACCAAGCAAAGUUGCUCCAUGUCCACCGACUGACAUCAGCCCAAAAUUGGCAGAGAUCACCCCACCUGCGUCUCCAAAAACUACUGAUGAUCAAGGCCACCAACGCACCCCUAGUGACACCACAGUAGGCAGUGUUGGAACCUCUCCAAAUGACUCACAACAGGUUGUAGGAACUAGCGUGGAUGCUGCUGCUAGUCUGAGUAUUGCAGAUAUUUCUGCUCAACCCACGUGGAACCCAUUUGAUAAUGACAACUUCUCUAACAUCUCCAGUGAACCGAGUACUAAUGACAAGAAACUUGCAGAGGAAACUGAGACGAAAUCUGAGGAAUUGAUACCAGGAUUGCAUACUUCAGUUGCUGAAAGUACUCCUAAUGUUGAGACACCUUCAGACAUUGUGGAUGUGGAUACAGGAGCCUCUCUAUUGGCGGUUCCUGAUCCUUUCCGGACUCUGGACCUUACAGACACAUCAGAAAAGCUAAUUGAAGGCUUGAAGUCUCCAGACACAUCUUCACUUAUGCUUCCUGAUCUGCUGUCAUUGUCUGAUCCUUUUGGGGGGGCUGUGGAGGAGUCUGCCAAAGACCCACUCACUUCUGAGGACUCUCUCUUGGGACUGAUCUCGUGCCCUUCAGUGCCCCCUGCUGGCAGCAGUGCAACAUCCUCAGUGUCCUCCGCUCCAACCUCAGCUGCCUCUGCUAUGGAUGACUUCAGUCUGCUGUCAGGUGACUCUGCACAGCCUAAAACAGAUUCUGACCUCCUCAUUUCUGACUUUGAGCCUCCCCCGACAUCUGCAGAUGCAGGUGAAGAGGAUGAGUUUGAUCCUAUCCCUGUCACUGGUCGAAAGAAUUCGCAAGUUUCGGGAGGCCACUCGCGCAGUAACAGUGGUGGCUCUGAGUCCAGCCUGCCCAGCUUGGCCCGCUCCCUACUGCUGGUGGACCAGCUCAUCGACCUGUAGACGGCCCUUGUAGAUGUAACUCUGGAUUAGAACCUAGCAACCAUUCUCAUAGCUAUCUUUGUCCACCCUCCUGCUGUCUGCCCCACUAUGAUAGUUCCCACUGUAGAAUCAUUCAGUAUUUGGCUAUUCUCGCUCCUGCUCAUCUGUCAUUUUGAAAUGUCCUUUCUUUAAAAUGACACAUCUCAUUUCCCUUCAAGUGUAAAUAAUUACAUUUUCUCAUUCAUUCGGAAUAUAAUUAUGCCAUCCAGUUUUCAUUAGGUGUAAACAGACAAUAGAUGAGUGGUAUAAUGUAAAAUAGGCAUAUUUUAUGUGGUUGUAGGUAUAAUUGUGCACAUGUAAUGUUUAACUUUUUUGCCUUUUGAACCUUUCCAGCACGGAUUUAUUUGCACACAAUUAAAGUAAAAAUUUAUUCCAAUGAUGACUAAAAUAAAAAGGAGCAUCUUGUAGCCCGAUUUGCACAGUAGCGUAAAUGUCUUCUGUGUCAGAGAAGUAGUGAGCGGCCAUUACCUCAAACUGCUGCCUCUACUGCUCAAACAUGGACGCAGUUAUAACUAUAUGGAGAAUCUUCUGGUGUAGAGUUGCUAAUAUAAGUGCCAUACAUAAUCUGGAGAAGCUAUACUUGUUAAUCUAUGUAUGUGGUGACGAUGCCUGCUGACACUUGUGGGGGCCAGACAAUAAGACUCACAUUGGCACCCAUGUAAGACAAACUGUUAGAAGAGGGCCCAGACGUGGGGCAGCAUUAGAUUCUGCUUGCACUCCUCCCUCUUCCUAUUGACAUGCCUGUUUAUGGUAAGCCAUAGAUUAGCGUGCCAUUCCAACAGAAUUCUGUCGCAUGGUUACAACUAUAUAGAUAGGACUGUAGAGAAAAUAUUAUAGUUGUUUAUCAUAAACUACUUUUGGCACUAAGAAAAAACAGAAGCAUUUAUGGUAAAUAUCACUAUUAUCCAUUCCACUUUGUGCAAUGUUCCUACAUUUCCAUUGUUUACUUCAUUUGUGUAAAUAUCAUUCUGAACCCUUACAGGCUGCUCCCCAGCCAAAUUAUCUGUGAAUAUAUCAUUGUCAUGAAGCUUUACCCACACAAAUCCUAUUGCUUUAUCUUUGAAGUAGUAUAUAUGAUGAUAUGCUCUAUGUAUAUCAUAUAUAUAUAUUUAAAUUUAUUGUUUUCCUGUUAAUAUAAAUAGAGUGUUAGAGAAUGAAUGUAUAAAAUAAAUAAUAUUAAAUAUAUUAUUAAAAAAAUCUAUGAUUCUCAACAUCAUAAUCACUGAAUAAUAUUGAAUAGUCUAUAAAAUGUCAUUCCUCUUGUAAGAUGUAUGUUCUUUUUUUUUUUUUUUUUUACAAUCCAAUGUGAAGAUAGAGUUUGAAAGAUCAAGCUGAUGGCCAUGUAUUCUCUUACUUUGUGAAAGACAGUGUGUCCAUUGUAUGUUUGGUGUGUAUCCGUGAUGGAAUAGUAUGUUUUAUUCCAAAAUGUUGACGGUUUUCACCAGAAUGAGUUUGAUCCAGUUUCAUUUCAUGCCUAAAGCCAAUCUUUUCUGGACGUGUGCUUUGUACAGCUCUGUUUUGCUUUUCUGUUUAGUGAUCAGAGUUCCUAUCAGAAAUAGCAUGGCUGUGUUGUUGACCGUUCUGUGUGUGUGAUAUACAGUGUAAUGAUAAGUGUGUGUGUGGAGUCAUUGUUGGAUGUAUUUUCCCGUUGCCUAUUAAGUUUCUUUGUCGACUCUGCUGCAAAUAUGGCAACAGUCAUUAAAAUAACUAUGAAAGCACAGACCCCCAAAUUGUCUCAGGUCACUAAAUAUUGCUAUCUCUGAGAAAUACAGUUUCAUUGGCCUACUCCAGUCUCACUGUCUGCAGGUGGUUGGUGGGAGGUUGCAUAAGAGUUUGAAUGAUCAGAUAAGACUCAGAAUGACUCUUUUGGUUUAAACUGACCUGCAAUGUCAAAGUGUGUUCGAUCAUAUAUGCUUUCCGUGCAUGAUCACAGCUGUACCACUUUUUGCAUUGCACCAAAUACAGUAUAUCAUAUGACUUUAUAAUGCUGUUUAAUCAACCUUUGAAAACGAAACAAUGCCGUUACUGACAUUUGUUUAAAAGAGAAAAACCUACAGCAGAAUCAAAGUUAGACAUUUAUGUAAAAAAGGAAAUCAUUGAACAGUGCUUGUAUCUCCGUAGAUGUUAUUACAACUUUUGUCCACUGCAGAAAAGCAAGCAGCUGCCUCUUGGGUGCGUGUUGUUUGGUGCUGCAUGUGCAACAGAAGCGUAUGUUUACUAUCCUCCUCUACGCUCUUAUGAAUAGUUCUAGUUGUGUGCAGUUACUGUUUUGAACCUAUGCAACUAUCGAGCUUGUCCCUGUAGCCACUUAUGUGCUGUGGAAAUCGGCAAAGCCCAGCAGUUAUUCCCCAGAGUGAAACAAAUCCCGUUGUUUCCUUGUUGUUUUGCCAAAAAUAAAGCUGUCCGUUCUCUGAUAUCAUGAGUGUUUUGAGGCACCUCUUUGUCUUUAUGGCCCAAACCUACAUUCAAGCCGUGGUAUUAUGUGCUCUUAUAUUUUUGUGAGAUGACUAUAGAAUUAUAAAGGGAUGGCAAAUAAAAUAAUAAUGUGAACGUCAGCGUGUGGAGUUUUGUUUUUGGAGAUUUAAACAUUACAACUUUAUCAAAACUUUUUGAUUCUAUUUUGUAAUUAUAACUUUCCCCUGCCACUAAGUAUUUGUAUGAUGAAUUUCACACAGCGCCCUGGACAGAAGCACAUUUUGAAUGUUAGUCAAAUAAUGCAUAAAACAACCAUAUUUUUUUAAAGUUAUUUCUGUUGUAUUACACCAUAAUAGAUUAGCAGUGAAUAUAUAUUUUGCAUAUGCAUUCAUGUUUGCAUAAGCUUUGACUCUGUCUUAAGUGAAAUCAGGCAUAAUAGAAGAUAAAAAUGUUCUGUCAUGUCAGGUAAGAAGAAAUCACUUAUGCUUUUUUCUCUUUUCCUUUCCAUGUCAAGUGCUGCAUGUGGUGAUGGAUUAUUUUAAAUAUAUUAUUCUAAAAUAGUAUUUAAUGUUUGCUUGUUC
Molecule: messenger RNA, 6328 nt
Organism: Boleophthalmus pectinirostris (great blue-spotted mudskipper)
Lineage: Eukaryota; Metazoa; Chordata; Actinopteri; Gobiiformes; Gobiidae
Product: AP2-associated protein kinase 1-like
Exons: 20
Coding region: 804-3293 (829 amino acids)
Biological process (GO): protein phosphorylation
Molecular function (GO): protein kinase activity; ATP binding
Source: RefSeq, a predicted model, not a curated record